This is a messenger RNA of Polychytrium aggregatum, 898 nucleotides long. RefSeq lists its product as uncharacterized. Lineage: Eukaryota; Fungi; Chytridiomycota; Chytridiomycetes; Polychytriales. The transcript has 2 exons. The record is from RefSeq and is a predicted model, not a curated record. Bases 190 to 870 code for a protein of 226 amino acids.
AAAAGCCGAAGCAGACAACGUAUGGGCGCCGUCCGAGAUACUCGGUCCACACGACCGACAGGACAGGCGGUGGCGAAUAUGCCUUCAGGGUAGAGUAAAGUCGACCAGUGGGAAAGACGGCUUCCAUCCCACUACUCGAGUCAGCAGUGCAGCUCGAUUUCUGACCCUUCUCCGGUCCUGAUCUAUAUCAUGUUGCCCAUGUCCCAACAUCGGCCCGUUCAUAUCGCUCGGACUUGUCGCCGUAAUUCCAGGGUCGACCGAGUUGCCAAAGAACUCAAGGGCCAGCGCGAAUGGAGCGAAAAGUGGGCCUUUGUCAACGACCCCAAACUGUAUAUGGGCGAGCAGGCGCCCAGUAACUUUUGCGGGAAGCCCCAGCCCACAAAGUGGUCCGCCUAUAGCAUCAUCAACUCGCCGAGUCGAAACCCGCUGGCAACCCGACCCGUUACGCCCGAAGGCUAUGUCCCUCCGACAUUCAAGGUCCAGCACGAUCCGCAGACUGGCCAGCCCCUGGCGCACACGAAUGCCCCAUACCACCGGCAACGGCCCGAUCCCGCAUCCCAAACCAGCAACAGCUCGGUGCGGGUCACUCCCGCCCACCAAAACGCCCCGUUCUCAACUCACCCGGAGCCGUCCCCAACCCGGAUCUCGAGUCAAAAUCGGGUCCAUAUGUCCUCGUUCAACGCCAGCUUUGGGCGCUCGUAUGUCCGUACCCGGCAAAACCCGCAAGAAUGCUACAAUACCCCCGCCACCACCAACCAGGAGUAUGGUUGGGUCUGGGGCGGCCGAAAGUCCAUGGAGCUCUACGGCUCAACAAGCGCAAACUACGCCAAAGAGAGCUGGAAGCGAGCGGGGUUGGACCACCGAGCCUGAGUAUGCACAAUAUACAUAUGCCUGUCGG